AAAUUAGUUCUAGUGAGUCUGUGAAAGUGUGAGCGACUAUCGGACGACGGCAACGGCAACGACAAGGACGGCGGCGAGUACAACACAACAACGAGGAGCAGAAUUGACUUUACUUUGUUUCAUGCACAAUCGCGCGUUCACCUAAGCAAUCCAAUCCAACCCACAUUCAAGACACAGCACUCAACAAGUGGAUGAGUUGAGCGGAUUUCAAAGAUCGACCGACUGGGCACAAAGACUUCAUAAACUACGAUUAAUUUAGUGCAAAUGCUGCAAGUGACCUCAGCAGCUAAACUUCAUAAAGAUAAAACGGUCUAACCACUGAAAAUAGCGAAAAUAUAUCCGUCGAUAAACUCGUAUAGCUAAAGAUCGACCGUCUGAUUCAAUAACUGGAACUGGAACACAAACACGACCACAGUCACGAACACGAACACGUGCAAUAUGUCACAUCAGUGCAGCUGCGGUCGCGAUCUCAACAACAACUACGUGUCCUAUACGAGUGCAUACGCCAAUGCAAAUGCGGGUCUUGACCGGGACUCGAAUGCAAACACUAGCAACAAAAACAGCGCCUCACAUCACACACAGCUGACGGCCAAGGUGAUGUUCGGCACAGUGGGCGCUAUCAAGGAGCUUCGCGAUAAGGAACAACAACAAUCCCGGCAUGCGGCGACUCGGGCCAGCGAACGACGCAACUAAUAGUGAGAGGACUAGGAUGCUAAUCUGGCGUGGACGUGGCUGCAACAGUUAAUAUUAUCCGCCAGGAAAGCAGACAGUCAGGCGGUUAGACGGUCGACGGUUGUGUGAUCUAAGUGCUGUGCGAAAAUUCACAAUAUUUCUGAAUUCACAAAAGUACAAUAAAUUUUGGAUUGUACAAUUAUGUCGCCUGCCUACCGCGGUCGCGGUCUUGGGCCCAGCCCAGGGCUCAUGUUAGAGGCUUCAAAGAGUUUAAGGGGCAACGCAAUUGUUAGACAAGUGUGAAGAAAGAUUUUAAAUAAGUUACCAUAAAGCAAUUCACGAAUCACAUUCCGUGCUCUACGUUAGUUAUUUCAAUUUAAAUACAAAAAAAUAGAACUCGUAUCCUUGUCAUGUCCAAGUCGAAGUUUACAAUAAAACAAGCCAUGUGUCAUCUGCAUCUUUUUCAAUAUGUAAAUCCUUAUUUUGUUAUUAUACACUGAUUACCCAUGACUUUCACUUACAUAAGCUUCGAUCACUUUCCUGAUCAUUUUCGGGAGAGAAUAUUGCGAUAAGUCUCAAUGCAAUGAGAAUGAAAUUAUAUUUGAAAUAUUAUAUUUAUAAAUUGUUUAUGUUAUUUAUAUAUACAUAUGUACACAUACACCCACAAAAUAUUUUUUAGUGCAAUACUUUAGCUAUACUAUACAUACCCACAUAUUCAACAUGAAUCUACACGUACAUUCUGGACACUAUCACUCCCACACACAUACUCGCAGUUAUGCUUAGCUUUAAGUUAAUUUUACAUUUAAGUACGUUGCUCUCUUUCAUAUAAAUUUUCGAGUGUGCUUCGUCACUUUUUUUGGGGCUGCAUCUCUAGAAACUUCCACAGAUGUUGAUGUUUAAGCAAGUGCCCAAUAUGUGGGCACUAUCUCUUUCGUACACACAAUCAAGCACUUUAUAAACUCUACAAAUUGAUCAUCUGUUAUACUUUUAUUACUUAAGGUACAGCCAACUGAAUUCGUCUUAAUAAAUGAAAUGGAAAACAAUAAUUAUAAAGCAAAUCACAUACUACGUUGCUUAAGAGACUUUUUCUAAAAUUUGAAUCAAUUUCCUUAUUUCAUUGUUCAUGGAGUUUAAAUGGCUUACUCACUGAGCAGAAAAUUUAGCAGGAACUUGGAAAGUGAGUGCAUAUAAUGUAUGUAUGUACAUACUUAUAUCUGAUAUCUACACUUGUAUAUUAUUCAUUAUAAUUUAUAAUACUACUGUAUUUGUGAGUACAGUCUACUUAUUUAUACCGUUAAAAUUUACGCAAAACAUAAGAAUCACAAGAUAUGCAAAUAAAAUUUCAACGUUUGAGUCAUA
This is a messenger RNA of Drosophila nasuta, 2031 nucleotides long. RefSeq lists its product as uncharacterized. Bases 439 to 693 code for a protein of 84 amino acids. The record is from RefSeq and is a predicted model, not a curated record. The transcript has a single exon. NCBI's taxonomy places the organism in Eukaryota, Metazoa, Arthropoda, Insecta, Diptera, Drosophilidae.